AUGGAGAGGCAGCUCGAGGGCGAGGUGGACCUACCAACAGCUGGCGGAGGCCCAAGAUGCGACCCAGUCGGCGACGACGAGGACGAGAUGAGCAUUUGCGACGACUUCGACGAGGCGGAGGCGGGGUCCAACACGAUCAGCCCGGCGGCACGAGGGGAGGCGCUCGACGACGAGGCGCCAGCCGCAAUGGCGGCAGGAGGCGUGGCGAGCAGCAGUGCCCCAGGAAGCGAGACGGUCCUUGGGCGGCGCGAGAGAGGGGAGGCGUUCGACGACGAGGCGCCGACCGUGAUGGCGGAAGGCGGCGAGGCGAGCAGCGCGAAACAAUGA
Molecule: messenger RNA, 327 nt
Organism: Emiliania huxleyi CCMP1516
Lineage: Eukaryota; Haptophyta; Isochrysidales; Noelaerhabdaceae
Exons: 2
Coding region: 1-327 (108 amino acids)
Source: RefSeq, a predicted model, not a curated record